GUCCACCAUCUUAGAGGGCAACACAUCAUCAAACAGCGAAAGGGUACGUUGAUUCCACAACGCACUCUCCUCUACGUUCUUUUUUUUCCUUUUUUCUACAUCUCGACAGAUGUGAAGCGCUAGGCACAUCAUCGGCACGCAGGACACAUCACAUCAUCUACCACUUUCUUCACCCAUUGAAGGCUCAGUAACACGCUUGGCGAUAAAGAGAAAGCACAGUAAUAGUCAAUCUCACAGCUGAAGAGCGCUUCGUACUCUUUCCUCGCCGGAGAAAAGCAAGAAUGCCCUCGGAGGUGCCCAUCAGCUGCAUGGCAGCCUACACCGAGGAGGCGGAGCAGGACGGCGGUUUCGUCCCCCUCUUUGUUGGCCGUGACGACGGCACCGUGGAGCGCUACGACGCGAUGCAGGAUGCCGAGCUGGGCAUUCCCAACGUCGUCUUCUACGCGCACCGCCGGCCGGUCACAGGGAUCGUCGCCACUUCCGCAACGGAGUUGCAUACCUGCUCUCUCGACGGCACCAUGAAGCAGUGGACGCUGGGCGACGCUCCCCCAGAGAGUGUGCAUGCUGGUGGGGCGCGUGUGCGGGCCAGCCUGGUCAAGACCACCACCUUUCCUUUCGGCGUCUCUGUGAUGGUGCCGGAAGAAGGCAAUCGUCUCUUGCUGGGCGGCGACGACGGGUCGCUGACGCUGAUGGAGAGCGAGCGGCGCUCCACCUGGCGCGCGCACGACGUUGGGCCGGUGACCGCAAUCGCCGUAGACACCGAGGGCAGCAACGCGGUCUUAACAGGUGGCACCGACGGCACCAUCUACGUCUGGGAUAUGGAGUUUGGCCGGUCGGUCUGUGAGAUGCGGGGGCACACCGGCCCCAUCCGUGCGCUGUCCUUUGUGCCUGUGCCAGCCUCCGUCCCCGUUGUGCGCCCGAAGCGCUCCGCUGACGGGGCCGGCGUGAAGGACGUGCUCGUGCACGACAACGGCGACGACGGCGGCGCGGCCACCUGCGUCGUCUCCAGCGCGGCGGACGGCACGGUGAAGGUGUGGCUGCUGCCGGACCUACAGGAGGCGAACGCUGCGGCAGAGCUGCUCGAGCGUCACCAGCAGCAGCUGCAAGAGCUGGAGAAUGUUAUUGGCACCCAACGACGCAGCUUAGGCAUUUCGUUUGAAGAGCCGGCGCCGAAGCAGGAAGUCAGCAGUACGAUAGACGGCGAAGGGCACCAUGAGCGCCACAAGCCGUCGUCGCCUCCAGCGAGGGGCGCAGAAGACGAAGACGAAAGCCACCGCAACGGGCAGCACGUUGAGUCGGUCACGAAGGACGCCACUGACGCAGUCACCGAGGCCGAGGAGCGCGUGGGGGACAUCGAAAAGGGUUCGAUGAACAAGCUGGAUGCGAAGGAGCAGUUCCUGCGUCAGCAAGCCAGCGCCACCGCGUUCAAGUCAGCCAUCAAGGCCCCGGAGCGGCGUGUGGUACCGUUUCACGCCGCCUUAGGGACCGUCGAGCUGCCGCAGACUCCCUUCUCCCACGCCACGCCGUCCUCCUCGCCCUCCGCUGGCGGCGACGGUGACGGCCCGGCUGGACCGUCGCUGCUGUUCAUCGGCGCAGCGCAGGGCGAGGUGUACGGCCUCCGCACCCGUCGCCUUGUGAAGGAGGUGUGCCUGCACACGGCGUACAACUUCCAGAAGGUGCAACAGGAAGUGACGCAGGUGCAGCGGACGCUGCGGGAAGGCACGCGAGUCUACACGAAGGCCGCCGCCGCCAAGAUGAAGGCGGAGGAGUCAGCCCAGCUCGCCGCGGCGGCGAAGGCGCGGCGCGCUAAACUGGCCGAGGAGCGGGCGGCGCGCCAGCGAGCAGCCGAGGAGCGCCGCGCCGCGCGACGUAAAGCAGCGGCAGAGGAGGACGAGGAGGAUGAGGAGGGCGAGGGAGAAGAGGAGGAGGAGGCCGAGGACCCGUUUGACAACGGCGAAGACGACGAGGACGACUUCAACGAAGACGAGGAAAAUACACUGGAUGAGGAAGAAGAGGAAGAGGAGGAGAGAGACGCUGCGGGUGCGGCGGACGGUGCGACUCCACAAAAGCCGCGCCGACCUGCUUCGUGGAAGAAGCUGUCGGAGGAGCAGCGCGCCGCGCUGGAGGAGUUCUGCACCGCGCAGGAGGCUGAGCGUGAUCGCCGGGUGGCGGCGCUGCGUGCGGCGACUGAGGCACACAUCGCUCAGGUACAGCCGCUCGCCAAGACCGUGUACCACCGCUCGCGCGCGCAGUUCGCCAACCUCUCCUACACCACCGCCGGUCACAUCCAUGGCGGGACUGCGGUCACGGCGAUGGCCGCAGCGUCGCUGGUGCCUGCGAACGCGGAUAAGGUGUAUGCGGCUCAGGUGAAUGUUGUUGUACCCGUCACGGUGGCGAUCGGCCUUACAAAGCUGUAA
Leptomonas pyrrhocoris is the source of this 2417-nucleotide messenger RNA. RefSeq lists its product as hypothetical. The record is from RefSeq and is a predicted model, not a curated record. The coding region runs from base 282 to 2417 and encodes 711 amino acids. The transcript has a single exon. Gene Ontology annotation, molecular function: protein binding. Lineage: Eukaryota; Euglenozoa; Kinetoplastea; Trypanosomatida; Trypanosomatidae.